Molecule: messenger RNA, 1720 nt
Organism: Larimichthys crocea (large yellow croaker)
Lineage: Eukaryota; Metazoa; Chordata; Actinopteri; Sciaenidae
Gene: agmat
Product: agmatinase (putative)
Molecular function (GO): metal ion binding; agmatinase activity
Source: RefSeq, a predicted model, not a curated record
CAGCAGAAAGGAUCAAAAGGGCUCUUAUUACGGAUGUAUGCGUGGAACAACAACAAAAAAAUGAGCACUGUGUAAUAUUACAUUCACAGAAAUGUCACUACUCAAGAAGCCAGUCAUUCAGUUGUAACUAGGUGGACCUAUGUGCAAAAUAGUUCCCACGUGGUAUUUGGGUGAGCUGCAGAGCUCCAAUGAUUCAAAGCAGUGAGAAGUUCAAGUUCCAGUGCGACAGUGAAAGUUACGAGCUUACGAGGAGACAGUGAAGGUAGCAGCAUAACUCAUAAACAGCAGUCAGAGCAAAUCACGCAAACAACCCGCAACAUGUUUCCACUGUGCAGGAGCCUCGACAUGACUCGCAGUCUUAUUUCUCGGGCUUCAGCUGACUUCUUCUCUCUGCGAGCACGACAGUCUUUGUCUGUCAGGAAGUUUUCGGGCAAACGCUUCAAUGAGCCGCCGAGCGCCGAGUUCGUUGCUCGGGUGUCGGGGAUCCCCACCAUGGCCAAGCUGCCCUUCCAGGACACAGCUGACGGCCUCGAUGCGGCGUUUAUCGGCGUCCCGAUAGACACCGGGACCUCCAACAGACCUGGAGCCAGGUUCGGUCCCAGGCAGAUCAGAGUGGAAUCUGCCAUGCUGAGACUUUACAACAGCGGCACCAGGGCAGCGCCUUAUGAGUCCAUCAUGGUGGCCGAUAUUGGGGACGUCAAUGUGAACGUGUUCGACCUGAAGGACACCUGCAAACGCAUCAGGGAGACCUACAGGAAGGUCGUGGCUACCGGCUGUAUUCCUCUGACUAUGGGUGGCGAUCACACGAUUGCAUAUCCAAUCCUGCAAGCUGUCGCUGAGAAGUAUGGCCCAGUGGGUCUGAUCCACGUGGAUGCUCGCAGCAACAGUGAUACGGUUUUGGGGGAGAAGAUUGGACACGGGACUCCGUUCAGACGUUGCGUGGAGGAAGGGCUGCUGGACUGCAAGAGAGUGGUCCAGAUCGGCCUGCGUGGUACGGGCUACGCCCCCGAUUCGUACGAAUGGAGCCGGGCGCAGGGUUUCCGUGUGGUACAAGCGGAAGAGUGUUGGUACAAAUCUCUUGCACCUCUGAUGGCUGAGGUCAGGGCUCAGAUGGGCAGCGGUCCAGUAUAUCUCAGUUUCGACAUCGACGCUCUUGACCCGGGCUUUGCCCCCGGAACAGGCACACCAGAGAUAGCAGGGCUGACUCCCAUACAGGGAGUGGAGAUCGUUCGGGGCUGUCGUGGUCUAAACCUUGUUGGGUGUGAUCUAGUCGAGGUGUCUCCACCCUACGACACCACAGGGAACACUGCGCUGACUGGCGCCAACCUUCUUUAUGAAAUGCUGUGUGCCCUGCCCAAGGUUAAAUAUUAUUAAAGACCGCACACACGAGAACAGUUAGUCAAUAAAGAAUACCUUAAUGCCCAAUGAGCUGAAUAAACCAGUAAGCAAAACAAACUCUGCAUCAAUUACAACUUAAUGUUUUAAUCAAUAAACAGAUUGCAUUUUAUUACAGCUGUCAAAAUGAUAAAUGCAUAUUGACGACUGUACGUCAGCUACAGGAUUCUGAUAUUUUAUAUUUUUCUUACCUUUUUAAGUUACAUAAUCUCAGGAUCUAUAGAUGACAUGAUUAUGUACAAUGUUUACAACUCACAGCACCAACAAAAUCUGACUUUUGUAGUUCAUGACAAAGAAACGAAUAAAUAAAGCACACCAAGUUUCA